Messenger RNA from Conger conger (European conger), 1201 nucleotides. Its product is annotated as stress-associated endoplasmic reticulum protein 1-like. Bases 211 to 411 code for a protein of 66 amino acids. Gene Ontology annotation, cellular component: endoplasmic reticulum. The record is from RefSeq and is a predicted model, not a curated record. The transcript has 3 exons. Gene Ontology annotation, biological process: endoplasmic reticulum unfolded protein response. NCBI's taxonomy places the organism in Eukaryota, Metazoa, Chordata, Actinopteri, Anguilliformes, Congridae.
CAUUACGUCGGCUGGAAAAGCAAGCUGCACUCUCAAUACGGCUUUCCUGUGGGAGGGGCAACAACAUUUGUGUGGACGUUGACAAGUCGGACAGCUUCAGUACGUCUCUGGCUACGUUAGCGUUUUGUGGAGUUUGUGGGUUUUAACCCUUCAGUUAACACCUUAUCUGCAGUUUAAAUACGAUAUAGUUAGCUCAAUAAUCUAUACAAUAUGGUGGCAAAGCAGAGAAUUCGCAUGGCCAACGAAAAACACAGCAAAAACAUCACGCAGAGAGGCAACGUAGCCAAAAGCACGAGAAGCACCCAAGAUGACAAGGUGGCGGUGGGACCGUGGCUAUUGGCACUCUUCAUUUUCGUAGUCUGUGGAUCAGCAAUCUUCCAGAUCAUCCAGAGCAUCAGGAUGGGGAUGUAGCUUGCACACCACAGCUAUGCCGACCCUUUCUGCAGAUUCCAGCAUUCCUCUCUCAAACUUUCCAAUGGUUUACACCGUGCCUGGCAAGCAUUUGUGGCAACUAUCCAUCUUUUUCUUUUCUCCCUCUUUUUUUUCUCCAUUGUUCUGUUUUUGCCAAGCUGUGUAACCACACAGGGUCAUUCCUUCCUCGUGCCUUAGACCAAUGUGGAGCAAAAUGUGCGAAAGCCAUACAAAAUGUGCAUUUUCCAUUCCAACCUGGGACAUCACGUGUACUGUGUUGUAAAGUGUAUUUGGAUUCAAAAAGAUGAUGUAAAGUGGAUGUGCUAUGAUUAUGAUUCCCACCUUUGUCUCCUCUUGACAGGGCAGUCUUUGAUUAUUUUCUGCAUGUAUGAUUACGGUCCAAUUUCUCCUUAUUUCCUCUUUAUUCUAAAAGAUGGAUAUUGUAUGAUUUUAGGUGUCUGUGAGCCCUGUUUUAAAAGGCCUAUUUCAGUGCCAAACAAAAUAGUCAGGUCUGAAGAUGAUGGCAGACAUAUUUAAUUGAAGAGAGAAGCUGAAGAGGGAAAUUCAACUGCAGCAUUGGCUUCUUUCUCGAAGUGAAUACUGGUUUAAUCAUACACAAUGUAUAAGUUCCCCAUCUCUUCAAUUGUGUAUCAUGAUUAUGUGAUGCUUGUCCUGUAUAUUUUUUUUACAUGAAGCAGAUCGAAGUAAAUGUUUGACUGCACAUUGUGUGCAGUUUAUGAAAUUAAAUCUGCAUUUGCUGCUAAUGGAUAAUAAAAAUGGAGGUGGUAAA